This is a messenger RNA of Cajanus cajan (pigeon pea), 2751 nucleotides long. RefSeq names its product cyclic nucleotide-gated ion channel 17. Gene Ontology annotation, cellular component: membrane. Gene Ontology annotation, biological process: potassium ion transport; transmembrane transport. Gene Ontology annotation, molecular function: voltage-gated potassium channel activity. The record is from RefSeq and is a predicted model, not a curated record. Lineage: Eukaryota; Viridiplantae; Streptophyta; Magnoliopsida; Fabales; Fabaceae.
CAACGACGACGUUUAUCGUUGGUAUUAUUGAUACGGACGUUAAAGCUCAAGUCAACAACUGUUGACUAAUUUUCGUUUGUGGUCUGAGUUUGCGGUUUCAGUGAAAGAUCCCGUUUCUGUUGGACCUCUGAUUCUGAUUCCAUGUUAGGGUUUUAAAGGAUCCAUCCAAUUCCAGCUUCCUCUUUCCCAUGGAAUUGAAAAAGGGAAAGCUUGUAAGGUUCUACUCGGAUGGCAAAAAGCGUAAAGAAUCACUGUGGGGAGCAACUGAGCCUAGCAAUUUGGUACCAUCAGGGAAAAAGAGAAUUGCUGAAACAUUUAGAAUUGGAGGGUCCAAGGUAUUCCCGGAGGACCACGAGCCGUGGCGUAAGAGAAUACUUGACCCGGGUAGCGAGAUUGUGUUGAAAUGGAACCGGGUCUUCAUAGUUUCAUGCUUGGUGGCUCUUUUUGUUGAUCCAUUGUACUUUUAUUUGCCUAGUGUGGUUGAAAAUACAGGGUCUUCAUGUGUGAGGACGGACCUAACAUUGCGGAUUGUUGUGACCUUUCUUCGCACUAUUGCCGACGUUUUUUAUCUGUUGCACCUCAUAAUUAAGUUCAGGACGGCAUAUGUGGCACCAAGCUCGCGGGUAUUUGGCAGGGGUGAACUUGUCAUGGACCCAAAGAAGAUUGCAAGGAGAUAUGUCAGAUCUGAUUUCUUCAUUGAUUUUAUUGCCACACUCCCUCUACCUCAGAUGGUCAUCUGGUUUAUUAUACCAGCAACAAGAAGCCCUCAAACCGAUCACAAGAAUAAUGCACUUGCAUUGAUUGUUUUGCUCCAAUAUAUUCCUAGAUUAUAUUUGAUUUUUCCAUUAAGUUCUCAAAUAAUCAAAGCAACAGGUGUGGUUACGAAGACUGCUUGGGCAGGAGCUGCAUAUAAUUUGCUGUUGUACAUGUUAGCUAGCCAUGUUUUAGGGGCAGCUUGGUAUCUUCUUUCUGUGGACCGAUACACUACUUGUUGGAAAUCCUUUUGCAAAAAGGAAAGUAAUCCUGAAAAUUGCUUCAUUUACCUAGACUGCAGUUCUUUGAAUAUUGAGCCGCGCAAGAUAUGGGCAAAUGGUACAAGUGUGUUUAACAGCUGUGAUCCCAGUAAUGAUGAUAUCAAUUUCAAGUAUGGAAUAUUUGAAAAUGCAGUAAAGAAACAUGUUGUGUCUUCAAACUUCAUUCCAAAAUACCUUUAUUGUUUAUGGUGGGGAUUGCAGCAAUUAAGUUCUUAUGGACAGAACCUAGAAACUAGCACUUUUAUAGGAGAAACAUCAUUUGCUAUUGUCAUUGCCAUCUUGGGUCUUGUAUUAUUUUCCCAUUUGAUCGGGAACAUGCAGACAUAUUUGCAAUCAAUUACUAUAAGGCUUGAGGAGUGGAGGCUUAAGCGAAGAGACACAGAGGAGUGGAUGAGGCAUCGCCAACUCCCUGAAGAUUUGAAAAGUCGUGUUAGACGAUUUGUUCAAUAUAAAUGGCUUGCUACUCGUGGAGUUGAUGAGGAAACUAUUCUACGUGCAUUGCCUGCUGAUCUUCGCCGAGAUAUCCAACGCCAUCUGUGCCUAGACCUUGUUAGACGAGUACCCUUUUUCUCACAAAUGGAUGAUCAGCUUUUGGAUGCAAUAUGUGAGCGGUUGGUAUCGUCUCUGAGCACUCAAGGCACUUACAUUGUUCGUGAGGGUGACCCUGUGACUGAAAUGCUUUUUAUCAUCAGAGGUAGACUGGAUAGUUGUACUACAAAUGGUGGCCGGACUGGUUUCUUCAACUCGAUCAUAUUGAGACCUGGAGAUUUUUGUGGCGAGGAACUACUUUCUUGGGCUUUACUCCCAAAAUCAACCAUUAAUUUGCCUUCUUCAACUAGGACAGUUAAAGCCCUAAGUGAGGUUGAAGCUUUUGCUCUUCGGGCUGAAGACCUCAAAUUUGUAGCUAAUCAAUUUAGGCGCCUCCACAGUAAGAAGCUGCAGCACACCUUUCGAUUUUAUUCCCACCAUUGGAGGACUUGGGCAGCCUGCUUUAUACAGGCUGCUUGGCGCCGUUAUAAGAAAAGGAUGUCUGUGAAAGACCUCUGUUUGAGGGAAUCCGUUCCUUUAGAUGAAACAGUGGCUAGUGAGAGAGAACAUGAGGACUAUUCUGCUGCUUCAAAUUCAUCCCAAGUCAAAUUGAACCUUGGGGCUACAAUUCUUGCUUCUAGAUUUGCUGCUAACACACGAAGAGGAGCUCUGAAGAUUAAAGAUGACUUGCCCCAGUUACAGAAGCCUGAAGAACCUGACUUCUCAACCGAAGCCGAUGAUGAUUAGUAAAACUUAUUCAGUGGCGUUUGGUUUCUCAGAUUCAGUUGCAACCUACAUUCUAUUUUGGUAUGGGUCAUGAUUAUGUAGGUCACACAAAUCCUUCUUAUCCCUCUGCCAUAUGGCCAUGCUGGUGGUUGUUGGUGUAUUUUAACGAGUUCGAUAAAAGGGGGAAUUAAAAUGUUAUGCCGAGGGAAUGGUGAUGGUGGGUUUCUGAUAUAUAUUUUCAAUCUUCAUCUGGGUAGGUUGGUUGAUUACUAUUGUGCAAAGUAUGCAUCAAACCCACUUUGAUGGUCCUAAUAGAUAAAGGGGGUGAAAAAAGGGGCAAACUGAGAAUCGUUUUGUUUUUCUUGCAUUAUUAAUUCUAGUCAGCCCUUAAAUUCAACUCAGGAAUAUAGUUUGUAUCCUCUUCUGUUCUAAGAAGUUUUCUUUAUAACCUUGUACGCUAUUA